GUCGUAUCUGUCACAGAUCCGAUCCAAUCACUGUUUGUUGUGGCCAUAUGUUGAAUAUAAAUUCAAAGUAAAUUAUUACUGGGAAUGGAGACGGGGGCGCCGUUGGUGGUGCAGUCGGACGAUGGCCAAGGACAGCAAACCAUCGUGAUACGCCUGAUGCAGCCGACACCGGGCGCCAACGGACAGACACAGUGCAUGCCCAUAUCCGUGCAUGCUAUUCCUCUGUACAUCAUGCCACAGCCGCAGCAGCAGCAGCAGUGGCAGCCGCAGCAGCAACAGCAACAGUCGCUGGUGGAUCAAAAAUCGCCUUCCAGUCAUCGGAACCAACGUUAUUCAACGAGAGUGCAGUCAGAGGGACAAUAUCAGAGGGAGGCCAGGACGCUGGAAGAUUUUUCAGUCCCCCCAGGCAAAGUGGGUGGCCGGCCCAACGGCAACCAGAGGUCUAGACAAGUGUGCUAUAAAGUGGAGUACAUGCUAUGUCCAGAAGAUGCCUUAUAUUGCCAGCCAACGGAGCCCAAUGCUGGCAAUCAGUUCGGUGAUGUACGCGGCGAAGCUCCCUGUUGCAAUCAGUACUGUAUGGAUUAUCAGGACUCCCAGGCGGAAAAGGAGUUCACAUACGCCAUGGAAAACAUACCAAGGAAAUGUGGAAAAUGUCGAUGCGGCCCUUCGACUACACAGGUGGGGACAAUCCCAGGCAAGAGCGAAGAUAUCCAAUGGCAUCAAAAUAUUGCUCAGACAAGCCGUGAAGAAAGUAUCGAAAAUUAUGAUCAAAUGGAGCAGAAGACCGAAGAGGGCUACCGAAGGGAUCAGAAGACCGAAGAGGGCUACCGAAGGGAUCAGAAGACCGAAGAUGGCUACCGAAGGGAUCAGAAGACCGAAGAGGGCUACCGAAGGGAUCAGAAGACCGAAGAUGGCUACCGAAGGGAUCAGAAGACCGAAGAUGGCUACCGAAGGGAUCAGAGUACUAAUACAAAUGCUCAGGGGUGCCCAGACUCCCCGAAUCUGGAGUACAUCAAGACGCUCUGUGAGACGCUGGGUCGAGCCAUGGUUGCCUGUGCCACAGCGGCAGCGGAGGCUGCGGAGGUCAGGGGCAAGGUGUCUGCCAAUCUGGGUCUGUCCGCCAGCAACUGGGCAACCGCGCCCAGUUUGCUAAUGCAACAGACACCGACUACAAUGGAAGAACCGGCAUGCUGUUUAGACAGCCAGAUGAGUAUUACGGUGGAAAACAUCAACCCGGAGAUAACCAACAUGCGAGGAAAAGCUGAAAAGCUCAAACAGACGGCAGAGAACAGCUCAGUAGAAUCCAUAGGAGCCUUACGAGCCAUAGGAUCCCAGAGUUCAAUGGACAGCCCCGAGAAGAGAUCGUCGUACACCUUAAGAUCGAUACAGCAGACGCUUGACGUGUCACAUUCGAAAUUCCGGGACAUGCAUCAUAGCUCGAAAGGGGCUCCAGUCAGCAAAGACUCCAAACAGUCGUCAGGAUCUUCGGAUAACAGUGCUAGGAAGACGAAGAGCACAUCCCGUGUCUCUACCCAGACUCCAAGAUCAAGUGGCUCAGCCUGUGCUUCGGAAGGAAAGAGCUCUGCCCGUGGCUCAGCCACUACGUCGGAACGGAGGAGUGAACGACCUGCAUCAAGUGCAACGGAAGGGAAGAGCUCUGCCCGUGGCUCAGACAUUGCUACGGAAAAGAAGAAGAGUUCUCCAAGGGGCUCGAAUCAGAGUGCUCUAUCUAUUGCUAAGCAAAGGAAGAAGAGCUCUCCCAGUGGCUCGAAUCAGGGUAUCCUAUCUUCAGGUAUUUCUAAGGAAAGGAAGAAGAGUUCCCCCCGUGGCUCGAAUCACAGUGUCCAAUCUUCACGUGUUUCUAAGGAAAAGAACAGUUCUCGUUGCUCAGACGGUGGCAGAGCAAUUCGGAGUCCAAGAUCUUCAGUCAGCGUUAGCGAACGAAAGAGUUGUGGCUCAGCAGGUGCUUCGGAAGGGAAGAGCUCUGCCCGUGGCUCAGCCACUAUGUCGGAACGGAAGAGUGAACGUCCUGCAUCAAGUGCGACGGAAGGGAAGAGCUCUGCCCGUGGCUCAGACAGUGCUACGGAAAAGAAGAAGAGUUCUCCACGUGGCUCGAAUCAGAGUGUUCUAUCUAUUGCUAAGGAAAGGAAGAAGAGUUCCCCCCGUGGCUCGAAUCAGAGUGUUCUAUCUAUUGCUAAGGAAAGGAAGAAGAGUUCCCCCCGUGGCUCGAAUCAGAGGGUUCAAUCUUCAGGUAUUGCUAAGGAAAAGAACAGUUCUCCUCGUGGCUCAGACAGUGCCGUAGCAGUUCGGAGUACAAGAUCCUCAGUCAGUGCUACCGAGCGAAAGAGUUGUGGCUCAGCCUGUGCUUCGGAAGGGAAGAGCUCUGCCCGUGGCUCAGCCACUACGUCGGAACAGAAGAGUGAACGACCUGCAGCAAGUGCAACGGAAGGGAAGAGUUCUCGCCGUGGCUCGAGUCAAAGUACAGGUAGUUCUGCCAAACGCAAUUCUUCAGCCAGCAGCAAAAAAGGGUCUUCAGGGGCCAAGCCAGGCGGCAUCCGCUGUCCUACCAGCUGCCCCCAAAGCGCCCUAGUGAUGUCACAAGCCAGAAAGGUGAAGACGCCUUCGCCAUCCCCAGAAAAACGGAGAGAUUUCAUAACUACGGUGAAUAAAUCGCAGAGAUCGAUGACUUUGAAGCCCCUGAAAUGUUGUACAGCAUGCAAGUACAUCAACUACUGCUGCUGUAAUAGAUCACCAAGUCCUCCGAAACCAUUAGGUCAUUGCUGUAAAAAAGUUGGCUGCCCACCAUGGUAUUGUUAAUAGUUUCUAUAAACGGAAUUCCGGCAUAUACAUAUUAGAAAUAAACUAAAUGACAAAAAUCUA
This is a messenger RNA of Drosophila pseudoobscura, 2880 nucleotides long. RefSeq names its product autotransporter adhesin BpaC-like. The transcript has a single exon. Lineage: Eukaryota; Metazoa; Arthropoda; Insecta; Diptera; Drosophilidae. The record is from RefSeq and is a predicted model, not a curated record. Bases 85 to 2817 code for a protein of 910 amino acids.